This is a messenger RNA of Lolium rigidum, 1270 nucleotides long. Its product is annotated as ALA-interacting subunit 1-like. NCBI's taxonomy places the organism in Eukaryota, Viridiplantae, Streptophyta, Magnoliopsida, Poales, Poaceae. The record is from RefSeq and is a predicted model, not a curated record. Gene Ontology annotation, cellular component: Golgi apparatus; plasma membrane; endoplasmic reticulum. The transcript has 6 exons. The coding region runs from base 26 to 991 and encodes 321 amino acids.
UUUCAAACUUUUAACGUCACGCUUUAUGUUUCGCAAAUUCAAGCGUUUUGAAUUAACUUUGGAAAAUCAGGUCAUUCCUGUGCUUGUAUUUGUGGGCUUAGUUUUCAUUCCAAUUGGCCUUGCUUGCAUUGCAGCUUCAAACAAGGUCGUCGAGGUGGUUUACCGAUAUGACACCAAAUGUGUACCAGGGAACAUGAUUCACAAUAAAGUAGCCUACAUCCAAAAUGCGUCAAUAGAUAAGACCUGCGCAAUUAUUCUCAAGGUCCCCAGGGAUAUGAAGAGGCCAAUCUUCAUAUAUUACCAACUUGACAAGUUCUACCAAAACCACAGAAGGUACACUACGAGCCGCAGCGACAUGCAGCUGAGAGACCCCAAGCAGGCAGCUGCCAAUAUAGAGUUGUGCAAGCCCGAAGCGUAUGCCGCCAAUGGCAGCCCCAUCAUCCCCUGCGGGCUCGUGGCGUGGAGCCUCUUCAACGACACAUACAGCUUCGCACGUCGCCGCCGUCGCGGCGGCCACGCCGAGGCGCUGACAGUGAUUAAGAGCGGGAUCUCGUGGCGGAGCGACAGGGGCCACGUGUUUGGCAGCCAUGUCUUCCCCAAGAACUUUCAGAACAGCAGCCUCGUCGGCGGCGGGCAGCUCGAUCCGACAAAACCCCUGAGCGAGCAGGAGGAUCUGAUGGUGUGGAUGCGCACGGCGGCGUUGCCGAGGUUCAGGAAGCUGUACGGGAGGGUGGAGGCGGACCUCGGCGCCGGCGAGCUCCUCGCCGUGGCGGUGCAGAACAACUACAACUCGUACAGCUUCGCGGGGAAGAAGGCGGUUGUGCUUUCCACCGCGGGGCUGCUCGGAGGGCGGAACGCCUUCCUCGGCCGCGCCUACGUCGUCACCGGCGUGGCAUGCUUCGCGCUCGCGCUGCUGCUCACGCUGCUCUGCCUCGUCUUCCCCAUGAGGGAGGAGCAUCUUCUGCUACGCGGUAGCCACAUCGGCCGAUGAUCGGUUAUUGCCCAAGUUGUCCUUCAUUUUUCACCAAUUGAUGGAGGAUUGGUGAACGUAGUUAUGGCAGAUAAGCUUGUGAGUUAGUUAGAUGUAAAGUACAGUGCACGGAUCUGAAGGUAAAACCCAGAGUGUGGCAUGUACACUGUGAGAGAAAGCGCCUUAGCAGACCAGUUUAUUUAGAAAAAGACAUUAAAUAUAGGUGAUACAAUGUAUUACUAUCUCUUAUUAUUACCUUUAGCAAUUAAUGUAAAUUAAUUAAUUUCAGUAAAUUGGAUU